Molecule: messenger RNA, 1281 nt
Organism: Protopterus annectens (West African lungfish)
Lineage: Eukaryota; Metazoa; Chordata; Ceratodontiformes; Protopteridae
Gene: TSPAN15
Product: tetraspanin 15
Exons: 8
Coding region: 168-1052 (294 amino acids)
Cellular component (GO): membrane
Source: RefSeq, a predicted model, not a curated record
CGGUGGGUUGAGGGACGCGGAAAGGGCGUGACGGUUAAGUGUUUCUCGAAGUACUCAGGUGUGAAUUCCAUCAGGUGUGACGUGGGGAUUCAGGGCUGCACAACGUAAGGGAUACCUGGCCGCGGAAGGCGUUGUCACUGUUGCAGCUGGUUCGGUUGGGGAUCAUCAUGGCUGAGGACGGUGACGGUGGGCGCUGCUGUCGGCGCGUCUCCUACAUGUUCCUGAAGAUCAUGCUGGUUUUCUACUGCACCAUCUUCUGGUUGCUGGGAGCCUUUGUCCUUGCUGUUGGCAUUUAUGCUGAAGUCGAAAGGCAGAAAUACAAGACACUGGAAGUUCACUUCCUGGCCCCGGCUGUUAUCCUCAUCCUGCUGGGAAUUGUGAUGUUUGUUGUUUCCUUCAUUGGCGUCUUGGCCUCCUUGAGGGAUAACUUGUGUCUUCUCCAAGCAUUUCUGUAUAUCCUUGCCAUUUGCCUUAUUCUGGAACUAGCUGGCGGAAUUAUGGGAUUGAUUUUCCGUAACCAGACAGUUGGCCUCAUAAACAAAAACAUCCGGAAAGGAAUUCUAAAUUACUAUGAUGAUCUUGAUUUCAAGAAUAUUAUGGACUUUGUACAAACUGAGUUUAAGUGUUGCGGUGCUGAGGAAUUUAAAGACUGGCAACAAAAUCAGUACCACAACUGUUCCGCUAGAGGGCCAAUGGCUUGUGGAGCGCCGUAUACAUGUUGCAUUCGCACCAAGAAUCAAGUAGUAAACACUUUCUGCGGUUAUAAAACACUCGAUAAGGAGCGCAUCACUGUAGAUGAAAUCAUUUAUGUAAGGGGGUGCACCGAUGCAGUCUUUCUGUGGUUUAUCGAUCACUACACUAUCAUGGCUGGAGUGCUACUUGGCAUUCUGCUCCCACAGUUCUUUGGUGUUAUAGUGUGCUGGCUGUACAUAGGCCGAGUUGAAGACUUCAUCAGCGAGUUCAACAAUGCAAACCGUUCUUUGCUCGAUGGAUCGCCAGGAGGGGAUGAAGUUGAGUUUUCAGGAGGAGGUUGUUGUAGCUGUCCCAGUUGAGUGGGCUACAGUGAUGCCAUCUGAAUGUUGAACAUAGUUAUAUAUAAUGUACAUAUACAUGUAUGUAUGUUGCAGAUAAUCUGUACAGAAUUAACACUGCUGUGCAAAACUGCUAUCCUACUUGUAGGAUAUAUCUGGUGCUUAGAAAUUUUUACUGUGCCUAUACAAAAUUUAAAAAAGUGACUUUUUUAACAAAAUAAAUAACAGAAGUAUGGUUUGAUAUAUACAA